AUGGGGGUCAUUCGUGGAUUACUUGGUGCCUUCAUCAUUUCAUCUGUCCUUCUCUUUAGUCAUGGCAGAAAAAUUGUUUGCACACAGGAGGCCAUGGCUGACAUCCUGUUUUUAGUUGAUGGCUCUGCUAGCAUUGGCCUGAAGAACUUCCAACAGAUCCGUGAAUUUCUGGCCUCCCUGGUGUCCACCUUUGACAUCGGCCCUAACAAAGUAAGGGUGGGCAUGGUGCAGUUUAGCGACACGCCACGUACCGAGUUCUUCCUCAACACGUAUGAAGAAAAGCAGGAGAUUCUUGAUUACAUCAAGAAAUUGCCCUAUAAAACCGGCGGCACCAAUACAGGUUUGGGUUUGCAGUUCCUGCUGAACAACCAUUUUGUUGAGCAGGCUGGAAGUCGAGCAAACCAAAGAGUGCCUCAGAUCGCCAUCGUGAUCACGGAUGGAAAUUCUCAGGAUGAGGUUGAGCCGUACGCCCAGGAACUGCGGCAGAAGGGAAUCAGACUGUAUGCCAUCGGAAUCAAAGAUGCAGAUGAAACUCUGCUAAGGAAGAUUGCUAGUCAGCCGUAUAACCACCACGUGUACAGCGUGUCCGACUUUAAUGCUCUGCAAGGAAUCUCGCAGAAUGUCAUUAGGGAGUUGUGCACCACUGUGGAAGAGGGAAGGGGAGAGCAACAAGUGUAUGUUCCUUUCCUAGAAUGCAGUGAGAUUUCCUCAGCAGACAUCGUAUUCCUCGUGGAUUCGUCUGACAACACCAGAGAUGCCAAGAUUCCACAAAUCCACAGAUUCCUCCAUGCUUUUGUAGAAGGACUUGACACUCAGCCAGACAGGGUGCGAAUUGGCCUCACCCAAUUCAGCAGUGAACCAUACCAGGAAUUCAAGAUUGGUGACUAUAAAGACAAGGUAGAUCUUUUAAGGAAACUAGACAGCAUCACAUACCACCCAGGCACUGCGAACACUGGGGCAGCUCUGGAUUUCAUUAGGACAAAUUACUUUACCAGGGUGAGAAAAAAUGUCCCCCAAAUUGCCAUCGUGAUCACGGAUGGAGAGUCAAAUGAUGACGUAGAAUUGCCAGCUCAAGAACUUCGGAAGCUGGGAGUCAUUGUCUUUGUGAUAAAGACUGGAGCGGGUGAUGUUGGACAACUCCAAGCUAUUGCUAACAGUCCGCCAGAAGAAUUCUUGAUUAGGAUGAACAGAUUCCCAGUUCUUCAAGAGCUGAUUGAGAACAUGCUCAGAAAAGUCUGCAUUGCUGUUGAUGACCAAGUGCGAGCCUUUUCCCAGAAGUUCGCAGAUAUAUUUUUCCUGGUUGAUAGUAACGCACCAAAAGUAGAGUUCCAGCAAAUUCGAAGCUUCUUGAUGAGACUGAUCAACCAACUCAACGUAGGAAAGAAUGCUAACCGCAUUGGUUUGGCACAGUUUAGCGAAAACGUUAUUGAGGAAUUUCUCCUCAAUACUAACAAAACUAAAAGUGAGAUCCACGCUUUCAUCCGGACUAUGAAAUCUAAGCCAAGGGGAGCACGUAGAACUGGAAACGCGAUUGAAUACGCACGCAGGAACUUUUUCAAUACCUCAACUGGUAGUCGCAUUGCUCAGGGCUUUAAACAAGUCCUUCUGGUGGCGACUGCUGCGAAAUCUGAUGACAGCGUUCUCUGGCCAUCACACAUGACAAAAAAUGAGGGAGUCAGCAUGAUAUCUGUUGGCUUUGGUGGAGCUGAGGUGGAUGAGCUGCAGGACAUUGCUAGUCCCAAUCAGAACUACAAGAUGGCACCUCAAACCGUGGCGCAGGUCAAGAUUGUGAUUGAAUCACAAGAACCAGCAAUCAUCUCUAAAGAGUGUGAAUCUGCAGACAUAGCAGACGUUGUCUUUAUUGUCGAUGAAUCUGGCAACAUGGGACCUGAAAACUUCCAGCUUGUACGCAACUUUCUCUUCAACACCAUUUCCAGCCUCAAUGUGGGCAUGGACAAAGUGAGGAUAGCCAUCGUUGAGUACAGCGAUAUCCCCAGGGCCGAUGUCUACCUGAAUAGUUUCGGCAACAAGAGCGGAAUUUUGCAGUAUGUCAAAAGACUGUCCUAUGGCAGAGGGAAAACCUACACUGGGGCUGCUCUCAAAUUUGCCAAGGAGCAGGUUUUCACCAAACAACGAGGCAGUCGGAUUGACGAGCACGUUCAUCAAAUAGCAGUGGUCAUCACGGACGGGAGCUCUGCGGAUGACGUGAGCGGGCCGGCAGCUGAUCUGCGUCGAUCAGGGGUCACUGUGUUUGCUCUGGGCAUUAAAAAUGUCAACAUGGAGGAGUUGAAGGAGAUUGCCUCCUACCCACAAAAAAAGUUUGUCUUCAGUGUUGAGAGUUUCAUUAAACUCAAUGCGCUGUCGAAUAUGCUGACAAAAAGCAUGUGUGCGGACAUCACAAGCGCCGAUGUUAUACCCAUUAUAUACCCAAGUUAUACUCUUCAGAAAGGCUGCAAAUUCACCGCUGAAGCUGACAUCUACUUCCUCCUGGAUGAAUCAGGCAGCAUUUCCAGCAAUGACAUGACAGACUUUAUUUUAGAGUUCCUUCACAUGCUCGAGAUUGGACCAGAUAAGGUGCGUAUCGGUGUGGUCAAAUCCGCAAGCAGUGCGACUGUCGUCUUCUACCUGAACACUUACGACUCCAAGGCAGCAGUGGAACAUGCAGUGAAAAGCCUGCAAAUGGAAGGUUCCGGCACCAGGACUGAUCUCGGUCUGGAAGCAAUGAUUCCACUCUUUGAGGGGGCAUCACAGACGCGCAAGGGAAUGGUUCGCAAAUUGCUUAUUGUUAUCACAGAUGGUAAAUCUGAAGCGGAAGGCAAACCAGUAAGAGUUUCAGCUGAAGAACUGAGGAAGCAGAACGUCACAAUCUAUGCUGUAGGAGUAAAAGCUGCAGACAGAGUAGAGCUGGAGGAAGUCUCUGGAAGCCCUGAAAGGACUUUUUAUGUAGAAAACUAUGACUUUCUUAAAAAUAUUAAAAUGGAUAUUCUUAAAGACAUUUGUUCAUUUGAAGCUUGCAAUGAUCUCUCAGCGGACGUUGUCUUUUUGAUUGACGGGACAGACGCUGUCAGUGGUGCAGAUUUUGGAAAGACAAAGGAGCUAAUAGAAUUUGCUGUUAAAAAACUUCCCAUUAAAGAAGACCAAGUCCGACUAGCCGUGGUUCAGUUUGGCACUGACAUAAAGGUUGAAUUUGGGUUAAAUUCCCUUUAUGAUAAAGACAGAAUGCAAAAGAAAAUAGAAGCCAUUGAUCAGAUGAAAGGAGAGACAUCCACGGGUGCUGCACUUAACAAAGUCAGACAGGUUUUUGAGGAGUCCAGCGGUGGACGUAUCAAUACAUUGCAGGUCCUUGUAGUUGUUACAAAUAGCAUUUCCAAGGAUGAUGUAACUCUGCCUGCUAAAGCUCUUAGAGAAAGGAACAUCGACAUAUAUGCCAUUGGUUUUGAACAUGCAAAUAAAACUCAGCUUACUGAUAUUUCUGGAUCUGUUGAAAGGGUCUGUCUAGAACAGGACUAUUCAGACAUCCCUACCUUGGGUGGUAAGGUCAUCUUCCAGAUUUGCAAUACUGGGUGCAAGAGUCCGAAACUCCUUGAUGUGAUCUUUGUGGUGGAUGGUUCUGGAAGCAUUGUCAAACAACAUUUUCAGAUGAUGAAGCGGUUCAUGGAAACAGUUGUGAAGAAGGCAGAGGUUGGCGAGAAAAGGGUUCGAUUUGGGGUCAUCAAUUACUCUGACCGAGCCCGAUCGGAAUUCCAGCUAAAGCAGUACUUUAGCCAGGCUAAGGUUCGCGAAGCCAUCUCAGAGGUACAUGCCCUUGGAGGGAUACGAAAUACAGUCCAGGCUUUAGAAUAUUCACUCUCAUAUUUUAAAGAAACGCAUGGAGGACGGCGGGCGAAGCACGUUCCUCAGGUGCUUUGCUUAAUAACAGAUGGUCCAGCUGCUGACUUUGCUGGAAUCACAAGAUGGCACACAGAACUUAAAGAUUCUGAAGUUAACAUGUUUGCUGUUGGGUUGGGGGAAGCCAGUAAGGCUGAGCUCACAGAGAUUACGCAAAAUGACCAGAGAGUUUUCCAUGUGGACACCUACGAGGCUUUUCAGAUGCUCUAUAAACCUAUCACUCAACAACUCUGCAAACUGACCAAGCCAGACUGUGAAAAGGAGGUUGGAGAUCUGGUGUUUUUGAUUGAUGGGUCUGACUCAAUUACCAAAGAUAAUUGGAACGAUAUGAAGAUCUCUUUAGCCAACUUUGUUAAAAAACUUGAAAUUGCACCUGACAGGUGGCGGGUUGGUUUGACUCAGUUCAGCUCUGACACACUGGAUCACUUUUACAUGAACAACUAUACCAACGCUGAAGAAAUGAUACAAGCCAUCAACAAUAUUACCCCAAUGAAUCUGGGAACAAACACUUGGACUGCGCUCAGAGAAGUAGAAAAACAGUUUACACCUGAGCAUGGAAGCAGGUGGGAGGAAGGAGUUCCACAGAACUUGAUUCUAAUCACUGACGGCGAUGCCAAUGACCCCAAGGACCUAAAUGCUUUAGUUACACUCCAAGCUAGAAACGUUGAGAUUUUUGGUAUAUUGGUGAUGAGACGGGGGAUGAUAGAACCACCAGACAUCACCAAUAUUGUUGAAAUGGUUGGUUCCCGUGAGAGAGUGUUUACUGAAACCUUUGACACUCUAAAGUUGAACUCAACCACUGAGAGAGUUCUUGAAGCCGUUUGCACGAGUGAUUGCACGCUCGACAUUGGCAUCGGGUUCGAUGUUUCCGACAGAGCAACUUCCCAGCCUCUUUUGGGACCACAUGCAGAGUCGCUUGUCGCUGCAGCUAUUCACCGCUUAUCUAUGUUUGGAAAAGUCUGCUGUGUCAAAGAAAAAAUCAAAACUAAGUUCGGAUUCCGGCUCGUGUCUGGUGAAGAUGGAGAAGUUAUAGACGACUUUCAGUUUGAAGAGUAUAACCAGAGCAUUGUCACAAAGGUCCUGAAACUACGACCUGCAGCACCCUUAGCGUUCAAUUCCUUUCUUCUGAAAUCCUUCCAGGAAAAAUUUGCUUCCUCCAAAGCCAAAGUGAAGGUGGUUGUCAUCUUCACAGAUGGCAUUGAUGUCACCAUGGAGCAUCUUAAGCAGAGUUUAGAAAGUCUACAGCAUGGGGUGGAUGCACUGCUGCUUGUUGCUCUGAAUGGUAACAUGAACCAAUACCAGCAACUGGAGUUUGGACGAGGUCUCAGCUAUAACAGUCCCCUUUCCAUCAACAUGCCUAAUGUGGGCAAUGCACUGUUGGAACAGAUUUUAUCAGUGACUUCAAGAGAGUGCUGCAAUGUGUCUUGUUUGUGUACCGGCACUUUGGGCCCCCCAGGUCACCCUGGGCUUCCUGGACAAAAGGGUCAUCCAGGAUUGAGGGGUCAUCCCGGAUACCCUGGAGAUGCUGGAAGUCCGGGUGAACGAGGUGCACCAGGCCUGAACGGAACUCAUGGAGAUAAUGGUUGCCCUGGUAAAAGAGGUCUCAAGGGAUCGAUUGGCUACACAGGAACUCUAGGGGAAAAUGGAGAAUCUGGUCUGGAUGGCAUAGAUGGUGAACAGGGUGAAACUGGCAAAAACGGGUCAAAAGGACUGAAGGGAGAUCCAAGAAGGGCGGGUGAAAAGGGACUUCAAGGGACUUCGGGGCCAAAAGGAGACAAGGGUGUGCAAGGAGAUCCGGGGCUACGAGGACGAGACAACAAUGUACAAGGACCGAAGGGUGAGAUGGGAUAUCCAGGCCCUCCUGGGGACCAGGGCACCAACGGUAUUCCGGGUAACUCAGGGGAAAGUGGAAAGCCUGGCUUCCCUGGAAGGAAGGGUCCACCAGGUCAAUCGGGUUUGACCUCCACAGAAGAAGGAGAACCAGGAGUAGUGGGUCCUCCUGGACAUCCUGGUGUGCGGGGCCCUGCAGGAAGAGGUGCAUCUAAAGGAGAGAAAGGUGAUCAAGGACUACCUGGACUUCCGGGUCUCUAUGGUUCAGUUGGAGACAAAGGGGCCAAAGGAAAUCUAGGACGACGGGGACCUCGGGGUCCACCUGGUGACAUCGGUAUUAAAGGAGAUGAUGGACUGGAGGGUUUCAGAGGACCAUCGGGUAAUUCUGGCCCAGACGGCUUUGGACCUUUGGGACCUAUAGGACAUAAAGGAAGUCUUGGCUUUCCAGGUUAUCCUGGCUUGCCGGGUGAAGAUGGCACUAAAGGAUCGAGUGGAGGCAAAGGUCACAAAGGGUACCGGGGACAGCCGGGGGACAGGGGAUCACGUGGAUUACCUGGGGAACCUGGAGACACAGGGAACAUUGGACACAAGGGUCCUAAAGGGCCACCAGGGCCAACCACAAAGACUGAAUGCGAGCUAGUCAACCAUAUCCGUGAAACCUGUGUUUGCUGCGAAGGUCAGAGCAAGUGUCCAGGAUACCCAACAGAGCUGGUGGUUGCUCUGGACAUGUCAGCUGAUGUAACUCCACCAGUGUUUGAGAGGAUACGUUCUGCAGCCGUCUCGCUUUUAGAAAGCAUCGAUAUCGCUGAGACUAACUGUCCGUUCGGCGCUCGGGUUUCCGUCGUCUCCUACAACAGCGAGACCACCUAUCUGAUCCGCUUCACUGAUCACCGUAAGAAGAGUCAGCUCCUCGAGGCUGUCAAGGGAAUCCCCCUCCUGAGGAGCAGGAACAGGCGCAACAUAGGCCAGGCAAUGCGCUAUGUUGCUCAGAAUACGUUCAAGCGAGUUCGGGAUAGCAAACUGAUCAGGAAGGUGGCGGUCUUCCUGACAAACGGGCCAUCUCAGGAUUUCUCGGCCAUCAACACAGCCAUCCUGGAGCUCAAGGCUUCAGAUAUUCAUCUGGGAGUCAUUGCUUUUAAUGAUGCUCCAGAAAUCCGUCGUGCCUUUGAGGCUGAUGAAACUAGAAGCUUUAAGAUCGUUGAUCCAGAGAGAGCCAGUUGGAUUAAAGAAUGUGUCAUCUGUUUUGAUCAUUGUAACCCUGACAGGACGUGUGGCAUAAUCCCAAAUCCUGAACCUGAGAUUGUAGACGUGGACCUAAUUGUAAUGAUGGACGCUUCUUGGGACCUUCAGGCCAAUCAGUACUCCGGAACCAAGGAGCUCUUGCAGUCUCUUCUGGACAUUGUAGAAAUAAGCCGUGAACCCAACCGAGAGGAUGGAAAAGCCAGAAUUGGAGUCUACCAGCAGAGCUCGGUGUACCCCAAUUUCCACAUCAAGGACAUCAUUGGGCUUGGUACAUUUAAUAACCGUGAAGAAAUGAAGAUUGUAAUCUCUGAAAGAAUGCAGCAAGCUGGCGGUUUUUCCCGCCUUGAUUCUGCAUUGGAGUGGAUGGUAAACAACGUUCUGCUGGAACAAGACGUACGGAGGAAGAAGCAGGUGGUGAUGAACAUUCUGAGUGAGGAGUCAGCGAGGUACAUUGACAAAAGAGAGCUGGACUAUGUCUCCGAACUGUGCCAGUGUAAUGAUGUAGUGAUGUUCACACUGACUGUGGGAGACAAACUUAUGUGGGAGCAGACAGAAAGAUUGACAACCUCACCAGUAGAGCAACAUCUUGUCCAUCUGGGACAACUGGGCCUGAGAGACCUGCGGUAUGCACAGAAGUUUAUCCGAGCCUUCCUACGAAUGCUUACAAGAGAUUUCUUCCCUAAACCCUCAUCUCAAAUCAAUGCGUGCCGAAUUUUUGCACCAAGACCGUUUCCAAAGAAUCCAAUUCUUCUUCCACCAGGAUUUGACCAACCACCAGUUUUUCCAACAGAAGGGGUUCCGUUCCCCACAGAGCCCACGACUGAAGCCUAUCAAGAACCAGAAGAAUUUACAUCAGCGCCCACUGAAGCGUUUACAGAUGUUUAUAUAUACAGAUUUACAGAAUAUCCUGAUGGGUAUCUGGAAUUCAAUGCAGAUGCUAACCCGACUGAAACAUAUAUAGAAUUAUACACAGAUGAUUUGAGUAACGUUUAUGAGAAUACGUAUAGGGAUGAACCUCGGAACGAAGACACAGAACUGAAGAUCAAGAAAUUGGAGAAGAGUAAGUCAGGGGCAACUGAAAAGAAGGACAGCCAGUCAGAGACCACUGAGAAGAAGGACAGCCAGUCAGAGACCACUGAGAAGAAGGACAGCCAGUCAGAGACCACUGAAAAGAAGGACAGCCAGUUAGAGACCACUGAGAAGAAGCACAGCCAGUCAGAGGUCACUGAGAAGAAGGACAGCCAGUCAGAGACCACUGAGAAGAAGGACAGCCAGUCAGAGGUCACUAAGAAGAAGCACAGCCAGUUAGAGACCACUGAGAAGGACAGCCAGUCAGAGACCACUGAGAAGAAGGACAGCCAGUCAGAGGUCACUAAGAAGAAGGACAGCCAGUUAGAGACCACUGAGAAGAAGGACAGUCAGAUAGAGACCACUGAGAAGGACAGCCAGUCAGAGACCACUGAGAAGAAGGACAGCCAGUCAGAAGCCACUAAGAAGAAGGACAGCCAGUCAGUGACCACUGAGAAGAAGGACAGCCAGUCAGAGACCACUGAGAAGAAGGACAGCCAGUCAGAAGCCACCGAGAAGAAGGACAGCCAGUCAGAGGCCACUGAGAAGAAGGACAGCCAGUCAGAGACCACUGAGAAGAAGGACAGCCAGUCAGAAGCCACCGAGAAGAAGGACAGCCAGUCAGAGGCCACUGAGAAGAAGGACAGCCAGUUAGAGACCACUGAGAAGAAGGACAAAGAGGAUCCUGGGCAACAAAGUGAAGCAGAUCAAGCUAAAGUGAAGUGUUUACUGGAUAGGGACAUGGGAACUGUGUGUUCCGCGUACAAGGCCCGGUGGUAUUUUGACCGAAACACCAAGAAAUGCACACACUUCUGGUAUGGUGGCUGUGGUGGAAACAACAAUCGUUUCCUUUCAGAAGCUGAGUGCUUUGAGACAUGUGGAUGGCUUGAAACGGAUCCUGUACUACAGGACGACCCAAAUAAACCCAAGGAUAUCUGCCGGCUCGCUCAGGACUUAGGGACCUGCUAUAAUUUCAUGUUGAAGUGGUACUACAAUGCGACCACGCAGGAGUGCACCCUCUUCUGGUACGGAGGAUGUAAGGGCAACGAGAACAGAUUUGAUACUCAGGAGGAGUGUGAGGCUCGCUGUCGGAGAGCCCCGUACAAACGCAGGAAGAUUAAAAGCGCACGUCGAAAACAUUAAACAUUAAUUGGUAAUGCCAAAUUGAUGUUGUCAUUGAUGAGUUGAUCACAGAACGGUUACAUCACUGAAAUUACAGGACAAAGCAGGAUAGUCGACGUUGUUGUUUUGUUUAAUGUUAAAGCUGCAGUACUUAUGCUUUCAGGAUUUAGCGCCCUCUCUGGUGGAAAUAUGGAAAUAUACUACAAAUGUAUAAGAAAGUGUUACAUACUGCCACAUUCAUAAAGGUGCAUAUGAUCAGUGACUUAUUACAAAUACCAAAAACAAUCUAAAUUUUCACUUCAUAUUGCAAAAGCAAAAACUGACAACUUGAUUUUUGAAUCAAGAAAAAGUGUUCUUCCCUGUUGUUGAU
Trichomycterus rosablanca is the source of this 9520-nucleotide messenger RNA. RefSeq names its product collagen alpha-4(VI) chain. Bases 1 to 9171 code for a protein of 3056 amino acids. The record is from RefSeq and is a predicted model, not a curated record. NCBI's taxonomy places the organism in Eukaryota, Metazoa, Chordata, Actinopteri, Siluriformes, Trichomycteridae. Gene Ontology annotation, molecular function: serine-type endopeptidase inhibitor activity. The transcript has 41 exons.